UAUUUUUCUGGUUAAACGAAAAAAUGUCAACAGUUAAUAAAAAAAGUAUAUCAACUAUUAUUACAUAAACAGUUAAUCAGUUCAUUGUUUCAAAUUAUCACCAUUCAACUAGGCCUUUAAAACAACCUUGAUUAUGUCAACGAUAGGAAUAAGAAGCAACCUUUCGAGGUUAUCAUGUCUCAAGGUAAUGCGUUACAAUAUGGUGACAGACAGGAGCCAUUAUUCAAAUCGGUCACAUCAAUUGCCAAAAAAAGUAAUAAACAUGAAAAUAGAGUCCAAAUUUUAGCCACUAAAUAUCAUCCUGAUAGAGUAUUUGGUUCCAUCAAUAAUUCACCUUCAUUCUCUUCACCAUCAUCUUUUAUUGAGAAUUCAAAUCCCGUUUCACUCACAAUAGCAAUGAAAUUGCAGCCUAAAAGACGUUAUCGGAAAUUGAAGUUACCUGGUGUUGAAGGAGGAUCAGAUGAUGUAUCUAAUCCAAUUAUAUUGCCAAGUCAUCAAGUUAAUAGUGCAGUUGGUCUUCUUUUAAAACGAACUGGUCAUAUAAAUGAGAUACCAUCGUCUCGAACACGAAAACCAAAAUAUCGAGUUAGCAGCAUAUCAGUUCCAUCAUCUAAAGGUACAAAUAGGCAGCAAUCAGCUUUGGCAAAGUUUGAAAUUCGUAAACAAAAGACUGGUCUUCAAUCCAAACCAACAGAACCUACAUUACUUCCGAUUAAAUUAACAAGUGAAAAACCGCCAACUCCAGGAAGCUUCCACUCUAGUAAUAAAAGAAAGGUUAAACUAGACAAAAAAAGUAUGAGUUUGGUUGGUUCAUUGAUUACUGCUCCUCCGUCAGAUAAAUCAAAACUUACCAUUCCUAAACCAAUAAUUGAUUGGUCAGAUCGUCGACAUAUUCAACCUAACCGUCCGGCUUCAUCUAUGGCAACUAAUAGACUUAAAUCGGCUGCUGGAAAUGAUGAAAUUCCCAGUUCGUCUAAAAAAAGAGAGUUUUUAUACACUGGUAAAGUAAGGUCAACAACUCCAUUAAGUAUUCAAUUUGAAACGAAUAAGCCAAGUUAUAACCACAAAAUCAACUUAAUCAAGGAACAAAAUAUUCCACCAGUCAACGCAGUGAAAAAUCUUGGUAAUCUUGGGACUGUUUUAUUGGCUUCUGGUCAAUUAGGUCAGAUAAAUAAAUCUAAAAUAACCAGAAUUCCCUUAGAGCCAUUAGAUUAUGAAACAGAGCUGGAUAAAAAUCAUUCGGAUAAUGGAAUGGAUAAACAUAAGCAACCGAGCCCAUAUGAAAUGUCACCUUUUGCUUAUAUUGAAGCAGUUAGUGAAAAUGUUGAAAAUAAUUCAGAUUCUCAUCCUUAUUAUGCUCGAUCAGCAAACCAAAUGGUACAAACUGAAAAACCGAUUUCAAAGCCAAAUGAAAACAUUUAUGUCACUCCUUCAACAUCAACUGAUUAUUCUGGUUACAAAAGAAGAAAUGGUAUAAAAAAUCAUGAUAUUCAAACUAAACAUGAACUUCCACAUAAAUCAGUAUCAAGUGCAACUGAAAACAGACGAAAUAGCCAAAUUAAAUACGAUUAUGGUCAUUUUGGUGAAAGAAUGGUUCCCUUAAGAUCAUCUGACAUUAAAAGAACGACUACGACUACAACUACAACCACAACCACGACAACAACUGAACCACCUAUUACAGCUGCAACAAAUCAACCAACAGAGCCUUCAAAUGUUUAUUUCGAUGAUAAUGUAACGCCAAAUUCAAAUGAAGCUCUUGAUUCAGAACUAGAAACAGUUAAAGAAAAUGACAUUGAUGGGAAGGUGACUAGUUCUACGGCUGACCCAUUAAUUGAAGGAAGUUUGAUUUCUGGAAGCACAACUAAUCCGUGGUCUUGGGAUGAUACAGCAUCAGAGAAUGAUGGGCUUUUAGUUUCUCCUUUGUUUGCAUCUUCCAAUGAUGACGAUGAUCCUAAUCAUGAAAUCCAAAGAAAUCAACAAUCACAUCACGAAACUACGACUGCCAACUAUUAUGCUGCAGAACAACCCAUUGAAGACAAUAACCAGGCAAACAGUGCUAAUGAACGAACAGCUUUUACCAAGUCACCCGAUUCUGGUGAUUCGAAUGGUCGUGACACAACUAGAUACUAUUUUCCUUUUGAACUGAAAUACUUAGCUGAGCUUUGUAAAAAUAAUAGUGCUUUUGGAUUAAGCAGUUUUUCCUCUACAACCACAUCAACUAGUACUACAACACCAAUGCCUACCACUGAGCCGGUUGAAGAGUUAACAUUGGAAAAGUCUCAGGUUGAUCAAGCCACGUUAAGUUAUGGAGAUAGACCUUUUGCUAUCGGCUCUAUUAGAGGUCAAAAGAGUGGUUACAACAUGAAGAAAGUAGCUUAUCAGUAUAAACAAUGGGGUGAUCAGUGGAUGAGAUCAACUCAAUCAGACGCAGCUCCUCGAAAUGAACGUAGACAAAGAAAACUUACGUCUCCACCUUUAAGUAGAUCUAAACCUCAAACGACUACUACAAUUGCAUCAGAAGACGAUUAUUUUUUUGAACUUUCAACACUUAAACCUACAACAGAAGAGUCAAGUGUUAUUAAAAAUGAAGAAGCAAUGAAAACUGCUCGACCGAUUUUAAAACAUGAAUAUCACUAUGAACCUCCAUUUCCAGAUCAUGGAAGUCAUGGAGAGCCCAUAGGAGCUAAUCUUUUUGAUGAAAUAGAUCUUAAAGCCACAGAAACUACAGAUCCAGCUGAAUCUCAUUCGUCAUCUGAUAAAUCUAAUGAUGGAGUCUCAUUUGACGAAGAUAAACACAUUUUUGAAAAUUUCGAUUCUGAAGUGCCAGUUUCAAGAAUUCGACCAGAUAAUGAAGCAAUUAAUGAUAAACAACCUACAAAUCCAAAGAUUAAAAAGUUAAAUCAGAAAUUAAGUGCACCACCUUCAGUUGCUCCAGCAUCACAAACAACAGCAGUUCAAUCAAGUCCAAAAAGGUAUCCAGCUAGUAAAACAUUACAAAACAGUGGAGGUUUAUCAUCUUCCAUUCUUGAUGAGCUUGCAGGAAUACCUGGUGGAGCUGGCCGUGAUUAUCCUGCUUUACCUAAAAUUCCUGAAGAAAUUGACUUUUCCUGUAAAGGAAGAACAUCUGGAUUUUAUGCUGAUAUGAAUCUUCGAUGUCAGGUUUAUCAUCACUGUAAUCAUGGAUCGAUGCAAUCAUUUAUGUGUCCAAAUGGAACCAUAUUUAAUCAAGAAAUUUCAGUUUGCAGCUGGUGGUUUAAUGUUGAUUGUGGUAAAAGUGAACAAUUUUAUAAAUUAAACGACAAACCUGCUCCAGAACCUACCAAACCACCGAAACCAAUUCCAAUAAAUGUUUCAGAAGCAUCCAUCAAUUCCUCAAGACGCCCAAAGAAAAACAGAAUAAUUUAUAAACAAACUCCUGCCUUGGAAGAAUCGUUUUUCCGUGAAAAACCAAGAUCAUAUUCAACAACGACAAACACUUUUUACAUAAACAGAAAUCGAAGGAGGCAUCGUUAUCAUCAUCAUCACAAUAGAGAUGAUAUGUUUCCAUUUUUCUAGUCCCAUUGAAGUUAUCCGUUCUCUUCGAUUGAUAAAUUGAUUACACUCAUAAAUUUCAUCCCCAAACAAACCAUUCAGACCCAAAAUAUUUACGUUUUUGGUCUCUUUCAUUUUCAUCUUCAAUCGCUAUCAAAAAGCUUUUAUAAUUUUUAUAAACUGAUAACACCACCAACAAAGUCAUAUUUUUUCAUUUGAUACAUUAUCAAAUUGACCUCAUAUUUGUUAUUAAAAUUUUACUUUUUUAACAUUAA
Messenger RNA from Tetranychus urticae (two-spotted spider mite), 3806 nucleotides. RefSeq lists its product as uncharacterized. Gene Ontology annotation, molecular function: chitin binding. Gene Ontology annotation, cellular component: extracellular region. Lineage: Eukaryota; Metazoa; Arthropoda; Arachnida; Trombidiformes; Tetranychidae. The record is from RefSeq and is a predicted model, not a curated record.